ACAAUGAAGAUGAUCAAUGAAAACCAGAGGAUCUAUUGUUACAAUUAAAGACAUCAAUACCAGGCACCAGAGGACAAGAGAGACCAGGCUGCACAUACAUGGAUGAAGCGGAUUAUUCCGAAGAUACAAUUUACACGCAGCAGGAGGAUUUACCUUAUGAUGGGGGCAUCCCCCAAAUUAAGAUAUGCAAUAAUUACAAUUUUACAAAAAAUGACAUUCUUGAUGUUACACAUCAAAUUAUUUUAACAGUAGAUGACUCUCAGGAAAAGGCUACAGAUAAUAAGACUUGUGGAAAUGCAAGUAUGGCCAUGAUUCUAGAUAAAAUUACUAAAAAUGCUGUCCACAAAAAACAUGAUAAGGAGAAACAAUGCACUAUAAUUCUUCGUAUUCCACCUAAUAAAGAAAGCACUUCAAAGUCAAACAUUUCUGAUAUUUUACUCAAUCAUCUUUCCAAAGAGGAAUUUGUAAAAGGCCAAGGCAUUGAUUGUGAAACUCUCCCAGAGAUCUCUAAUGCUGAUAGUUUUGAUGAACCUAUUGUUAAAAAUAUUAUUUUGUGCUAUGUUAAGAGUUCUUGGCCAAAAGAACAAACCCCAGAACUAGAUGACCAACUCAAUCCCAGAAGGGAUGGUGAAGACAGCCGUAAGCCCAGUUGUUCUCCGAUCACUAUAGAAGAAAACAUCUCUGAUUUAGAAGAGCCAAUGGUUGCUGGACGCAGCAGCCUUCAAGGGAAUUCAAAGUUUCUAACUAAAACCAAGGGUCCAAGUGGUAAGCAAAAAAAUUUCCAAGGGCAGGCACCCCAUAAACAACAGACUGAAAAAUCAAGUUCCUGGAGUGGGUUCAAAUAUGGCCAAGGUCAAGUUCAUUAUCGGCUCCCUGAUUUCUCUAAGGUUGCUCCCAAAGUGAAAAUCCCUAAAAAUAACGCAAUUAAUAAACUACUUACAGUACCCAGGCGUGCCAGGUCUUCUAACUUGGGAGAUGAAUCAGCUCUUGUGCAAGAUCUUUUAGAAGCUAUGCCUAGAUCAAAUUGUGUUGAAAAAUAUCAAGAGCAGAAAAAGGAAACUGUUGAACCUUCACAACAAAUACAGAUGGAACCUACAGAGCAUAUCCAUCAAGAACUUCUUACAGGAAUAGAAUCCGAGACAAGUCUCUUUAAAUUGUCAUCAACCUCUCAGGAAGACUCUUCCUCAAGUUCUUACAUAUUUCAAAAUAUAUCAAAAGGGAAACAGAUGUGUCAGAAGUUAAAAGAACAGACCGACCAACUGAAGGCUAAAGUUCAAGACUUUUCCAAAAGAAUAACACAGGACUCUCCCUAUUUGCAAGGGAGGCAGGUAAUAACUUUUAUCCAGUUAAAAAAAAUUGUCUUGGAGAAACUGCAAGGACAUCUUGAACUCCUGGAGCAGGAGUUUCUGGCAACCAAGGAGAAGCAUCUGACUUUGCAGCAGCAAGGCCACAAGCACAAAUCCCCAGCUGUCGAUGACUUUGAUCCAGAAAGGAAAGUAGAAGGUGAAAUCUUCAAGUUGGAGAUGCUACUUGAAGAUGUUAAAGAGAAAGUUGAUGAACACAAAUGUACGUCACCUACCUCUCUUCCUGUGAGUUCUCCAAUCAUCCUGGCUGACUUGGUAUCCGUAUCUUCUCCACCUUCAAAUGAGGUUCCCAAGGAGCACCUUGGUCACCCUUCUGAGCCUCCAAGCAGGUGUGGAAGUGAGGGGAUGGGAGUAACCCGCGCAGGACUGCAGGAGACCCCCUCUGAGGAGCUCCGCGAGCUGGACCCACAAACUUACCUAAACUGGCCAAACAGGGCUGUGGCUGUCCAGGACCUGCCGGAUCAAAUGUCCAUAAGGCCAUCUUCUGUCUCCAGGGAGGACCCCAACGACACCACGGGAGGGCAGGAACGUGCAGAAACAACAGCGCCAAGUCCAAGCUGUGCCUUCUGCCACCGGGCCCUUGAACGGAAGCAAAAAUUGGAGAAAAGAGGCCACAGAAGGAUCAGCUGUGGAAGGUUUUCAAUCAUCAUUCAAGAAAAACCAUUGCACCUGUGUUCAACCUGCAGUUCUGAUGCAGGAAACAGCUUCUAUUCUGAUUCCGGCACGGGGCUGCAGAGCAACAAAUGUGAGAAGUGUGGCGCUAAGAUUUCUACCUCCCCAAGAGUCAGCAGUAAAGAGCUGCCUAGAGAAUUUCAUUAUAGCCACAGCGCCCCAGCACAGAAUUACUUAAAUUAUUGUGAAAUAGGUCCUUUUGUUCAGCUCUGCUUUUUAGACGAAAAUAAAAACUCAUCACCUUCUUGUUCGAAACCAAAAAGGGUGUGUUCCCAGACAGAAAAUUUGAAAUCCUCUCAAGAUGAACAUGAACGCAUGCCAGAAAAGAAAGAUCUCACGGCUUUCAGGACCUACAGCUCAGACCUUGCUACACCCGCACUCCAUUCCCACUCCCGAAGGAUUUAUGGAAGCAAAUGCUUAUGCUGCUUUAGGAGUACUGACAAAACAGAAUUUGAGGUUUUAAACUCAGCCUUGGAUCACGCUCUGAGGACAGCAACCGUUUUGAAAGAAACUACCGAUCAAAUGAUUAAAUCAAUUGCAGAAGAUCUUGCCAAAGCACAGAGACGGAGGAAUCGACUGAAAUAUUAGUUGUUCAACCCCAGGCAACCAAGGAUUAGAAUGAAAGAAAGCCUGACUUUCACACACACACACACACACACACACAAAGUAUUUUACUUAUUACACAAUUUAGAAAGAUGACUUUUCAGAAAACACACCAAAAUUACAAGAAAUGGGUAAUGCAAGUGGUUCAAUGAAAAAAAAAAAUUGGGUCUUUGAUCUUUGAAAUAAACAUCAACCAACAAGUAUUUAUUUUAAGAUAAAUCUAUGUUUUUCCUAAUGCAUAAUAAAUCAAAACAAUAAAAGAAACUUAAACCAAACCUUUUGCCAUUGAGUCAAUUCUGACUCACAGGACAGAGCAGAACUGCCCCAUAGGCUUUCUAAGGGCUGCAGGCUUUGUGGAAGCAGAAGGCCAGAUCUGUCUCCUGCUGAGCUCGUGGGUUUGGUUAGCAGCCGAGCUCUUAACCACUGCACCACCAGGGCUCCUCUUUAACCUCUGAGUCUGGCAAAAAUUCAGGUUUGAAACGACCCAGUGUCAGUGAGGAUGGGGGCAAGCAGGCACUCUCAUACAUUGUUGGUGGAAGUAUAAAUUGGUGCAACCUUUUAGGGAGCCAAUUUCAUAAUCAGAAUCUAUAACAUUCCAAAAGCACUUAGCCUCUGACCAGCAAUUCUAUCGCCAGGAAUUUACUUUGUGGCUAACUCACACAAAUACGCUGUGGCAUGAGCACAAGAAUGGCCUGAUGGUAGCAACCCCCCAGUGGAAUUAAUACUGCGGACGACAGGUUCAUAAACAGCAGUGCAGCCACACAAAUUAAUACUCUGCAGCCGAUGAAAAGAAUAAGGUGGAUUAUCUGCAAGACAGUGAAAAAAAGCAAGAGGCCUAACUAUAUAUAUAGUGUGACCUCAUUUGUGUAUGUUUUUUAAGGACAUACAUAUUUUCUGGAAAGGUACACAAAAUUCCUAAGUGGUUACUCCUGAGAAACCGGAUAGGGGGUUUCAGAGGCAUUUUUACUUUUCAUUUGCUUUCUGUAAUGUAUGAAAUUCUUACCACAUGCUUAUAUUAUAAAUUAACAUUCUUUGUUUACCGACUUCUUGAAGUCAGAAAUACACAAAAAUGAAAACUGGGAUCAUUAUGUCUAAAAAUGGUGGAAUGGGAGAGGGUUUUGCUCUGUAUAUUUUCACAAAAAAAGAGGGAAGAAAAGUGAGGACAAUUCACUAAAAUUGAGAACUACAGAUUGUUUAAGUAAAUUAGUAGCAUUUCAUAUAAAAUGCCAGAGUAAGUUUUUGUUGCUAAGAGAAGCUUCUGAUUUGGUUCUUUGUUGUUGUUGUUAGGUGCCGUCGAGUCAGUUCCGAUUCAUAGUGACCCCACGCACAACAGAACGAAACACUGCCCGGUCCUGCGCCAUCCUUACAAUCUUUGUUAUGCUUGAGCUCAUUGUUGCAGCCACUGUGUCAGUCCACCUCAUUGAGGGUCUUCCACUUUUCCACUGACCCUGUACUCUGCCAAGCAUGAUGUCCUUCUCCAGGGACUGAUCCCUCCUGACAACAUGUCCAAAGUAUGUAAGAUGCAGUCUUGCUAUCCUUGCUUCUAAGGAACAUUCUGGUUGCACUUCCUCCAGACAGAUUUGUUCAUUCUUUUGGCAGUUCAUGGUAUGUUCAAUAUUCUUUGCCAACAGCACAAUUCAAAGGCGUCAACUCUUCUUCAGUCUUCCUUAUUCAUUCUCCAGCUUUCACAUGCAUAUGAUGCGAUUGAAAACACCAUGGCUUGGAUCAGGCGCACCUUAGUCUUCAAGGUGACGUCUUUGCUC
This is a messenger RNA of Loxodonta africana (African savanna elephant), 4402 nucleotides long. RefSeq names its product AKNA domain containing 1 (gene AKNAD1). Lineage: Eukaryota; Metazoa; Chordata; Mammalia; Proboscidea; Elephantidae. The record is from RefSeq and is a predicted model, not a curated record. Bases 99 to 2624 code for a protein of 841 amino acids. The transcript has 15 exons.